Messenger RNA from Nerophis ophidion (straightnose pipefish), 2423 nucleotides. RefSeq names its product MINDY lysine 48 deubiquitinase 2 (gene mindy2). Bases 115 to 2058 code for a protein of 647 amino acids. Lineage: Eukaryota; Metazoa; Chordata; Actinopteri; Syngnathiformes; Syngnathidae. Gene Ontology annotation, molecular function: cysteine-type carboxypeptidase activity; cysteine-type deubiquitinase activity; K48-linked deubiquitinase activity. Gene Ontology annotation, cellular component: cytosol; cell periphery. The record is from RefSeq and is a predicted model, not a curated record. Gene Ontology annotation, biological process: protein K48-linked deubiquitination. The transcript has 9 exons.
GGUCAGAAAUCAACUCUUUCUGAUGACGUCACCAGUAGAGUUGUCAUGGCGUCUUUUGGACCGAAUCUACUGCUGCAAUUUAGCUAGAAUUCGGUCGACAGUCGAUCAACCGAAAUGGAGAAAAAUGCAGCCGUGCAUCGAGACAUUGUCGGAAGCACCGCCAUCAGGGCGGACACUAUCGACGCUGCGCUCGUGGGAGGCGUGAAAGGAACGGCCGAGAAAUGCACAAAUAGUGAGGCUUCUCACACUACUUUGCUUGAUAAUAACAGCACGGUGGAUCAUCCGAGCCCCCUGAUUUUGAACCCCAGUGUGGGAAAGUGCGAACUAGCGGACCUGGUCGAGGACCAGACCGCGCAGGAGGAGAAGAAGUACGCCGAGGAGAUCGGCUCCGGAUCCGGGGAGCAGAUCAGCAACGGGACGGGGACUGAGCCAGCCCUGGCCGCGGCAGAUAAGGAGGGUGGUGCCUCAAAGUUAGUAAACAACCAAAGCGACGGGCCGUCUUCACCUCCCGCGAAGGACGGCGCAGGUGUGCGGGAAAGCGAGACGACUCAACUUGCCAAACCGACCCAUCUGUGCACAGCCACAGCGAGCCGAACCGCCCCACAAGCCUUAUCGGAGGAAGCGGCCAGCGGCAGCGACCCGGAUGCCAGCCUCGGUGGGUGCGAGUCCCGCAGCCUGGAUUCUCUGGAGUCCUUCUCCAAGCUCAACUCCUGUCCCAGCUCGGACCUGAACAGCGAGGGCCUGGAGGAGCCAGGACUGGCCCUGGCCCUGCAGAGUGACUUGGGCCUGGAUGGCACCAAGGCUACGUGCUCCAAGGACCGGGUGGCGGGUCAGUCCAUAUACCACAUCAAGUGGAUCCAGUGGAGGGAGGAGAACACGCCGAUCAUCACCCAGAACGAGAACGGCCCAUGUCCGCUCCUGGCCAUCAUGAACGUGCUCCUGCUUGCUUGGAAGGUUAAGAUGCCUCCUAUGAUGGAGAUUAUUACAGCCGAGCAACUGAUGGAGUAUCUCGGAGACUACAUUCUGGAGACCAAACCUAAAGAGAUCUCCGAGGCUCAGCGGCUAAACUAUGAGCAGAACAUGAGCGACGCCAUGGCAGUGUUGCACAAACUCCAGACGGGCUUGGAUGUCAACGUCAAGUUCACCGGGGUGCGGGUCUUUGAGUACACCCCAGAAUGCAUUGUGUUCGAUCUUUUGGACAUCCCUCUCUUCCACGGCUGGCUGGUGGACCCUCAGAUGCAUGACAAUGUCAAAGCAGUGGGCAACUGCAGCUACAACCAGCUGGUGGAGAAGAUAAUAUCUUGUAAACAGUCAGACAACAGUGAGCUGGCAGGCGAAGGUAUUGUGGCAGAGCAGUUCUUGAGCAGCACAGCCACUCAGCUGACGUACCACGGCUUGUGUGAGCUCACAUCCACCGUGCAGGAGGGCGAGCUCUGCGUCUUCUUCAGGAAUAACCACUUCAGCACCAUGAUUAAAUAUAAGGGUCAGCUGUACCUGCUGGUUACAGAUCAAGGUUUCCUGACUGAAGAGAAGAUCGUGUGGGAGAGUCUUCACAAUGUAGACGGAGACGGCAAUUUCUGUGACUCCGAGUUUCGGCUGAGGCCCCCGUCGGAUCCUGAGACCGUAUAUCGAGGACAGCAGGAUCAGAUAGACCAGGACUACCUGAUGGCACUGUCGCUGCAGCAAGAGCAGCAGAGUCAAGACCUCCAGUGGGAGCAGCUCCCCGGCAUCAGUGACCUGGAGCUGGCGAAGAAGCUGCAGGAGGAGGAGGACCGCAGAGCCUCGCAGUACUACCAGGAACAGGAGCAGGCGGCUGCGGCUGCGGCUGCGGCUGCUGCAGCAGCACAGGCGCAGGGUCAACAGGAGCCUGCAGAGGGAGAUGAGGCGGACAGAGCGGCCGCAGGGGGUGACGGCCCGGCGGCAAGCGUCGGGACAGUCGCAGCAGCAACGGCAGCUGCAGCAGUCGCAACCACAGCCAGUCCGGGAAAACAGUCAUCAAGCAGCGAGCGCAAAUCCAAGAAGGAAUCUAAAGAUAAAGACAAAUGCGUCAUUUUGUAACAGAGUGUGUGUGUGUGUGUGAGCAAGCGUGUCUGUGUGUGUGUGUGUGUGUGUGUGUGUGGGUGUGAAAGUGUGUGUGUUUGGCGCGUCCAAUGAGGGAAGGAGACACUAACAAGAGGAUUUGCUUUCCAAACCACUGGUGCCUGCUGUCCUCUAUCCUCAGCCCACGUCGAGCGGAAGAACGACGACAACGACGACUUCUGCGCAUCUUUUGAGCAAGUCAGCCAAACUUUGUUCCUAGUUGCACAGUGCACUAUAUUCAUAUAUUCACCUUGCUCUUUUAUAGCUUGUUCGCCUGUUCCCCUGUUCCUCAGCUCUUUAUUCUUCUUGUACGUAUUACGCAACAAAGUAGACCUGUCACCUAA